AUGCUGCGCGAGCUGGACGGAAAAGACGCCGCGGCAACAGAAGUGUACGUAAGGGAAAGCGCAGUGGAGGACAGAAUGUCAAAGUGCCCGUUUCCCUUGCCUCAGGAUUGAGCAGAUACGUGACAAGCAUAACUCGGCGAUCCUUCCUCCAUAUGUUGACCUAGAUGCUGACGAUUCUGACAAGGUACUUCGCCACGCACGCCCACCUACCGACCCACCGACGCAUCCAUCCCACGCUCUCUCUUCCAAUCUGUGUGCAGGAGGGCGUAGCGAAGGGCAAGGGCAAGGCGAUGAUGUCCCGCUGCAUGCCGUAAGAAAGGGGAGACGGGGGAGGGGACGAGAGCAGCCAAGCCGCACCUGCCCUCUGUUUUCAGGCGUUUCAAGAUGACGCUGUCCAAACUGAAGGCUCGCACUCAGCCCAAGGACAGAGGUACGCAUGGGCCGAUACACAGAGCGCCACACGGACACACACAUCUCCAUCCUUCUGGCUGUUUACACAGCUGGAGGGCCACUGGGAUGGUUCCGCCAUGGCAAGUCCACCACCAACACCUUCAACGACGCCCCGCCCAAGGGCAUGGUGGCACAGCAGGAGGACGAGACCAUCAUCGACACACCGAUCAUCGCCGGCGGCACGGACCUCAUCGGCACGGUGCAACAGGAGGACCCGGACACACCGCUCAUCGAGACGGUCCGCGCCGCGCCCACCAUGAUAGAUGCCAAGCUGGCCCUCCCUGGCGGCAGCGCUGACCGUCACUACUUCAGCAGGUGACUGACGUGCACACCACACACACACGUCACAUGUGCGGUCGCUAAACGUGUGUGGCUAUACGUGUGGAUGGAUGUGUGUGCAGACACGUGCUCCGCGCUGCGACCGAGGACGAGAAAGAGGCGGCGGAGCACGUGCACGAUGCCAUGAAGGCGCUGCACUACCGGGGGGAGGAGGACGACGGCUGCCACACGUAG
This is a messenger RNA of Vitrella brassicaformis, 963 nucleotides long. The record is from the annotation of a GenBank genome assembly. Lineage: Eukaryota; Vitrellaceae.